CUAAGUCUAUCACUAUAUCCUUAUUUCCCUCUACCACUCUUUCCCUGUAAGUCUAUUUCUUUUUCUCUGUUUCUCUAACUGUAUUUUACUAUUUUCCUUUAACCCCUAAGUCUUUUGCUUUCUCUCUCUUACCCUGUUUCUAACUCUUUUUCUCUCUGACUGUGUUUCUUUUUCUCGCUAACUCUCUAUUUCCCUCUCCCUUUAUAUUGUUUGUCUCCUUCUCUCUUUCUCCUUCUGUUUCUAUUUCUCUGUUUCUCUCUAACUCUCUAUUUCCCUCUCUUUCAUUCUCUCUCCCUCUGUUUCUCUAAAUUUAUUUCCCUCUAUUUCUUUCUUUCUCCCUCUGUUCCUCUAACUUUAUUCUUUAGCCUUCCUUUCAUUAAUAUCACUAGAAUUACUUUCACUUACUGCUUUUCCGGACUGCUGUUUUGGAAACAAACCCAGCAGCGGUACAACAGCCAUCAAGAGCAGCAAUCUAGAAAACGCUUACAUAUUAAACAUUUUAAAGCAGUACCUCCAGUCCCCGCUGCCGCUCCCCUGCUUUGCUCGCCGAGCGCGGCGCCGGCAGAGGCAGGUGUGUCCCGAGAGCGGGCGAACUCCAACUCCCAGCAGGCAGCGGAGCCCGCGGCCCCGGAAGCGGACGGAGCCGUGUGUCCCGAGAGCGGGCCGGCGGCGCUCGGCCUCGCCGCCAACUCCAACUCCCAGCAGGCAGGGGGCCCGCGGCCCCGGAAGAGGACGGAGCCGUGCGUCCCCGGGCAGUUGCAGCGGAGCGUUGGGCUUCGGGCCGGGCCGGCGGGGCGGUGAGUGGGAGGGGUGCUCCUCUCCAGGAACGGCGCGGGGAGCCCGUGAGCCCGGAGCUGCUCCGGGGGAUGUGGCAGCGCUCCCCGCAGCGGGCUGUCCCCAGCCGUGGAGCCGGCCUGCGGCGGAGCCCCUGAGGGGAUCGUGUCAGAGCCGUGAGGCUGCUCGCGCGCAGCUCGGUGCCCGUGGGAAAGGCAGCGCCUCACCGCUUUACUCAGAGCAGCCUGAGAGACCUUUUCGGUUGCGGUAUCUGUUUUGACAAAGCCAUAUGGAGACUAGUUUAAGAUAGAGGGCUUUGCUGGUAGAAGAAGGACAUCACUUCGGCAGUAGUUUUGAUGAUAAAAUUAAGAGAUACUUCAUGGAAUGUUUGUGGGCUGUUCUAUGUCACUUCUGUCUUCUGAUGCAAGUCUUUUUAAGGUAAGCCAUGCCUGUUUCUGCUGAUGAAACUGUGGGGAACCUGGCUAUGAGAGCUACAGUGCUAACUCCAGCUGGAAUUGAAGGAUUACAAGAAUCAUCAUCUACACAGAAUGCAAAAGCUCAAGAAAUCAUAUCACGAAUCAGUCGAGAGGAGCUGGAAGACAGAUUUCUUCAUCUACGUGAUGACCACAUCCUACUCAAACAGCAUGCAAAUAAGCAAGAGGAGAAAAUUAAAAGAAUGACCACCAAAUUAAUACGGCUUGUUAAUGAUAAAAGAAAAUGGGACCAGGCUGGCUGUGGACCCAAGCGGCUGGGUCAAGCUCUGGAGCUGGAAGACAUGAUUGAGCAUUUGCGAGAAAGAGUUCGUGAGCUUGAGAAACAAAAUGAGAGCCUCCGCAACAAACUCAUUUCAACUAAACAGCAGCUCCAGAUUCAAGGCCAUAGGCCUUGUCUGUACAGCUCUGUUCAGUCUCGUGUGAACACUGGUCUCAAAAAAGAGAAUGAGGCUGUGGGGAUGCCAGAGCACACCAAGAAGGGAAUGAGAUAUCAGAGUUUAGAAGUGAGAUCAUCUGAUCUUGUGCUCUCCAAACACGGACAGAGUCUGCUCGAGGCUUCAAGGGCUGAAAUCAGAAAUUUGGAGACUGUCAUUGAGUCCCAGAGGAAACAAAUUGAGGAACUAGACCAUGCCAGAGAGAUUCUUGGCAGUCAGCUGAGGAGGAAAGAAAAGGAAAUUGAAGAAUUCACCCUACGGCUGAAAGAGCAGGGUACAGCAAGCCAAAGGCUAAACAUUCAGGACAAUGUGGAAAUGAUCAAAGUCCGUAAACAGCUGGCUGAGAAAACCAAUGCUCUUUCAGUAAUGGAAGGAAAAUUUCUCCAGCUUCAAGAGAACCUAAAGAACUUGAAGACCAACCAUGAUGCUUUAUUAGCAAAAGGUGAUGAACUGAAUAUUCAGCUUAAGGAUGAGCGGUUGAAGUGCUUUCAUCUUCAAAAAGAAUUGCAGUCAGUGACUAUUUCGAACAGAAGGACAGAAGAGUUACAGGAAAGAAUAAAUGAUCUAGAAAAAGAGAAUGAGCUCUUGAAGGAAAACUAUGAUAAGCUGCAUAACAGUGUCUUCAGUCUGCCCCAUGAACAGCAAUGGAGAUCAAAGGAACAGCAACUGAAACUGCAAAUUGCUAAACUAGAGACAGCUAUCAAAACUGAUUUAGCAGACAAAAAUGAAAUCCUUGACAAGAUCAAAGUAGAAAGAGACCAAAAGGAAAAGCUGAUGCAAGACAACAAAGACCUGCAGUUACGCUACCUGGAACAAAAGCAACAACUAGAUGAUCUGAAAAAUCACGUGAAGUUUUUGACCAAGUUUCAGGAAAGAGGAGAUGGUGUGGCAGAGCUCAAUGAAACCCUCUUCCAUAUAAAGGAUCAAAAGCAACGAAAGAAUGUGGACGUUCUGUUCUUGGAAAAAGUGGAAGAUGUUAUCCAUAAAGAUUUAGAACACUCCAUGCAGGAGCUGCAGUUAACACAUGCGGAAACAGUGCAAGAACUUGAAAAGACAAGGAAUUUGUUACUUGUGCAGCACAAAAUUAGCAAAGAUUACCAGACUGAAGUAGAAACAAUGACAAGAAAGAUGGAAAGUCUACAGAAAGACUACGAGUUAAAACUGGAACAGUAUACCCACCUUCUCGAUAUUAGAGCUACACGUAUCAGAAAACUAGAAGCCCAAUUAAGAGACAUUGUGUAUGAUACAAAACCACUUAAGUCCAGACCAGAAGUAUUUCCAAGUGAUCCAGUGGGUGGAUUUGUUGAAACUGUUCAUUUAGAAAGAGGAGAGAACCUUUUUGAAAUUCAUAUCAGCAAAGCGAUCUUCUCUUCUGAAGCUAUGCACACUUUUGGUGACUGGGAACCUGCAACCUUUUGUACUUACGCAUUCUAUGACUUUGAACUUCAGAUAACCCCAGUAGUUCAUGGGAGCAUCCCAUUAUACGACUUCACUUCUCAGUUUCUUGUGCAGUCUGAUGACAGCUUCUUUCACUAUAUACAAGAAAACAGCAUCACACUUGAGGUUCAUCGUGCGUAUGGCAUAGAUUAUGAAACAAUUGCUUCUUGUCAGCUUAAGUUCCAUGAGAUCUUGGAAAAGGAUGGCAAGAUCUACAACACAGCAAAUUUAGUUGGAAAAACAGGACACAUUCAAAAUUAUGGUGUCGUAGAAUACUGGAUCAGGUUACAAGUUCCUAUGGACCAAGCUGUUAUUCCCUACAAACAGAGGUCAAAGGCUCUGGGGUAUAUAACACCCAGGUUUAGGGGACAUGAACAACCAUCCAAGACACCGACACUCAAGAUGAAGCAGCACGCAGCUCAAGCACACAAGAGAGUCUCUUUUCUGGAUCUUAGUACAAUACAGAUGACACAUGUGGUACAGGAAGUUAAACAGCUGUCAGGUGACAAAGUGAAGGAGAUGGCUGAAGAAAUUCAGCAGGAAAAAGAAGAGGUCUCUCAUCUGUCAGAGGAGCAGUUGGCUGACCAAACACUGAUUACUUCCAGAGACGAGACAGAAAUAAUUGAAGAAUUGGAACCAGAAGACCAAGAAGAUCAUCAAGAGGAUGAUGCUGUUGAAUCAAUAAAAACUGACAGUGAUGACUGUAUUAUUUCAAGUCCAGUAUCUACAAAUAUUAAACAGCAGAGUCAGAGUAUACAUGGCAGUUAUUUGGAAGUUGAAAAAAUACGGAUUAAAAUUACAUCGCUUGGUCUUACUGAGUCACGAAUUACAGCAGAUGAAACAAUACAGCAGCUGUUUGUAGAAUGCAGAUUGAACAAUUUCCUCGCAGAGGAGACCCCACUGUCACUUCCAAAGCCAACAGGUGGUCAGAGGAUUCACUAUAACUAUAGCACUGUGAUAAAUGUGGAUAAGGAAGGUAAUCAUGCAGAAAGAGAGUAUCUCAAGUCAAUUCUUCUAAAGCCAGAUCUAUCUGCUAACAGCCUAAAAUUUACAGUGGUCAGUGAUCCCCCAGAAGAUGAACAGGAUCUUGAAUGUGAGGAUAUUGGAUUUGCUUACGUCAGUUUAAAAGAGAUAUUCCAGAAGCAAAGAGAUAUCAUUGAGCAAGAUAUUGAUGUUUUUGAUUCACAAGAUGCCAGUGCAGUAAUUGGAAAGCUCACAGUGACAGUGGAAGCCCUCAAUGCACUGCGUUCAGUCCAUGAGGAAUGCAAAAAUGAUUAGGAGGCAGAGACAGGACAUUUGACUGUUGAAGUUCUUGCUCCCAGCGUAAAGAUACACUUGAUGGUUCAUCAAAAAUUAGACCUUUGUCAUUCUUAAAGUAUAUUUAAUGUAAAAUGUAUAUGAAAAUGAUGCUGGAUAUCCAGGUAGAAAGUUUUGUAUACUUUUCAGUCUGUUUUAUUUUUGAGGUGAAUCCUUCUUGCUGAAUCAUUCUUCAGGCUCUCAACACUUAAUAGUAUCACAGUCUAACUUACUUCCAACAAAGUUUGGUUUCAAAUGCAAGCUUGCUUGUAAAUUAUCAGAUACCAGUUGAGGGUAUUUUGUCUAAGGAAGUAAGUGAUGGUGAACCUUCAAACGGAAAUGCUGGUAGAUUCUUCCUGAGUGUAGUUCUAUCACAGUACUCUGUCAGAAUACAAUCAUUUGUGUUAGAAGUGACCUCAGGUAGGUUUUAGAGCAGUCAUUGCAGGAUUAGGUGUUAUGUUAGGCCAUGUUGCUCAGGGCUGCAUCCAGCCUGGUCUGGAAACCUCUGAGGAUGGGGACUGCUUAACUGCUCUCUGCACAAGCUGUUCUCACAGUGAAAAAGGAGAUGCAUUUCUACACAUUAUUUCAAUCCAAAUUGAAGCCAAAGCUAGAUCUAAGUACAUGGAACAGCUUUUUCACUUAAUGCACCAUCUAAUAAUUUAAUUUGUGUUGUUUUUUUUUUUUUUUUAAUUCUAGGGAUGCUGUGUUAUUUGUUUCAGCCAUUUAACAUUUUGCACAGAAAUAAAGAAGCAUUUUUGCGUUUAUUGUCAUGCUUUGCAGUAUGCCAUCAAAUUUUCAUCCAGUUUUGUGAAGAACAUGACAGAAAAUAGCUGUUAUUGUUACCAGUGUGAUUUGCUCAGGUAAUGUUUCUGUAGAUUUUAGUGGUAAACAAUUGGUUAUGGUUUAUUCCUGGGUUUGGAGUUUUUUAUAUUAGGCUUAGAUUAUUUUAGGAGUAAGGAUAGCUGCAACAGUGCAAGACAGGUCUUCCACACAAUUAGCAAUUAUUUGUUUCACAUUUUUGUGGAUUUGGAAAAUAAUCUAUUUUCUAUUUAGACAAACUGUCAUUCUUGUUAAGUGCAGAAUUAUUUCUGCAUGUAUUAAAGUCACAAGAAUUGAACCAUUGUUGAAAAACUGUUGAAAAAUUUGGUCCAUCUGCUACCAAAAAAAAUCAAUAAACUCUUCUACUUGUGGUUAUU
Oenanthe melanoleuca is the source of this 5631-nucleotide messenger RNA. Its product is annotated as protein fantom-like. Bases 1220 to 4417 code for a protein of 1065 amino acids. NCBI's taxonomy places the organism in Eukaryota, Metazoa, Chordata, Aves, Passeriformes, Muscicapidae. The transcript is spliced from 24 exons. Gene Ontology annotation, molecular function: thromboxane A2 receptor binding. The record is from RefSeq and is a predicted model, not a curated record. Gene Ontology annotation, biological process: non-motile cilium assembly; retinal rod cell development. Gene Ontology annotation, cellular component: photoreceptor connecting cilium.